AGCGCCCAGACCCGAGCCGCCCGAGGGCCGCGCUCAGCCGGGACAGCCGCACCUGAGACCCCGGCUCCGGCCAAGCCGCGGCGCCGGAAGCGCGGGCGGAUCGGCGGCAGGGGGAGAGCGACUCGCGCAAGCCGGGAGCCCAGAGCCCCAAAGCGGGGGACCAAGACCCACCUCACCCAGCAGGGGCGAGGACGGCGGGUCGCACUCCUCCGUCUCAGAGGCUGACCCUGCAGCCUCAGCGUCUCGCCCUGACUCUUAAACUUCUGGGCGAGGAGGAACCUGCCGGCCGCCCGCCCCCUCGCGCACAGGAUUCGCUCUUGAACUCCGCCGCGCCCGGGGUCCACCUUGCGCCGCCCUGAGCGCGGGCGUGGAGCAGCCAGCUGCCGGGAAACCCGAUGAACUCUCCAGAAAGGGCGUGACGGAGGGUCCAGCCGCCACGCUCGGCCCAGGCGCAGGGGUCCCCUUGGCGGAGCGUGGAGCUCGGGGCAGCGGAGCGCCGCAAGUGGUGGAGGAUGACCAAGAGGCCUCAGGGGACCUCCGCGCAGUAAUGCCAACAUGAUGUUUCACUCAAAUCGAAUGUGGAGCUGCCAUUGGAAAUGGAAGCUGUGUCCCCUCCCUCACCUUCUCUUCUUCUUGGCCCUGUGUGUCAUUUGCGGUCCUCACUCAGUGCGAGGAUGUGCCAACUGCAGGGUCGUCCUGUCCAGCCCGUCUGGGACCUUUACUUCUCCGUGCUACCCCAACGACUACCCUAACAGCCAGGCUUGCAUGUGGACCCUGCGAGCCCCCACUGGCUACAUCAUUCAGAUAACGUUUAAUGACUUUGACAUUGAAGAAGCUCCCAAUUGCAUUUAUGACUCAUUAUCCCUUGAUAAUGGAGAGAGCCAGACUAAAUUUUGUGGAGCAACAGCCAAAGGACUAUCAUUUAACUCAAGUGCGAAUGAGAUGCAUGUGUCCUUUUCAAGUGACUUUAGCAUCCAGAAGAAAGGUUUCAAUGCCAGCUACAUCAGAGUUGCUGUGUCCUUAAGGAAUCAAAAAGUCAUUUUACCCCAGUCAGUAGAUGCUUACCAGGUAUCUGUUGCAAAGAGUGUCUCCAUUCCAGCGCUCAGUGCUUUCACGCUGUGCUUCGAAGCAGCCAAAGUUGGCAAUGAAGACAGUGACUGGGUGGCGUUCUCUUACUCGGAUGCAUCCCUCGAACCCUUGCUCACUUUUGGAAAGGCCAAUGGUGACUACUUCCUAAAUAUUUCUGGCUCAAAAUGCUGGCUGAAUAGCGCAUUACCUGUGAAAGAUAAAGAAGACAUUUUCACUGAAAGCUUUGAGCAGCUCUGCAUGGUUUGGAAUAAUUCUUUAGGCUCUGUCGGUGUCCAUUUCAAAAGAAUCUACGAAAUGGUCCCGUGUGAUUCUACCAUUAGUAAAGUCAUUCCUGGGAAUGGGAAAUUGUUGUUGGGCUCCAAUAAAAAUGAAAUUGCCUCCCUAAGAGGGGAUAUUUAUAACUUUCGGCUUUGGAAUUUUACCAUGAAUUCGAAGAUCCUCUCCAACCUCAGCUGCAAUGUGAAAGGGAACGUGGUUGACUGGCAGAAUGACUUUUGGAACAUCCCAACCCUCGCUCUGAAAGCUGAAAGCAACCUAAGCUGUGGUUCCUACCUGAUUCCGCUCCCGGCAGCAGAACUAGCCAACUGUGCAGAACUGGGGACCCUCUGUCAAGCUACUGUAAACUCUGCUAGUACUACACCACCCACUGUCACCACUAACAUGCCUGUUACUAAUACAGUCGAUAAUCAAAUGAAUGAUGGAAUUAUAUAUAGAAUAUCCAUAGUGAUUCAAAAUAUCCUUCAUCACCCUGAGGUCAAGGUACAGAGCAAGGUGGCAGAAUGGCUCAAUUCAACCUUCCAGAAUUGGAACUACACUGUUUAUGUGGUUAAUAUCAGUUUUCACCUGAGCAUGGGAGAGGACAAGAUUAAAGUCAAAAGAAGCAUUGUGAAUGAUCAAAGAUUGAUGAUUUGGGCCCUUCUAGUUUACAAUGCUACCAAUAAUGCCAACUUAGAAGGAAAAACCAUUCAACAGAAACUUUUAAAAAAUAAUGAGUCCCUGAAUGAGGGCCUGAGGCUCUACACAGUGAAUGUGAGGCAACUGGGUAUUUGUGCUGCGGUGGAGGAACCCACAGGCUUUUACUGGCCAGCUAUCCCACCUUCUGAGUACAGCCAUCCGUGUCCAGACAAGCCUGGCUUUUCUGUUACACGGAUAUGUUACCGCAAUCCUUCCAACACUUCAUUAGCCGAGUGGGGGCCCCUCGAUUUAUCCAACUGUACAAAGGAAGUAAAUGAAGUUGCUAAUCAGAUUUUAAAUUUAACUGCUGAUGCCCAGAACUUAACCUCAGCCAAUAUCACCAACAUUGUAGAACUGGUCAAAAGAAUUGUGAAUAGUGAAGAAAACAUUGAUUUAACACUCGGCUCGACUCUAAUGAAUAUAUUUUCUAAUAUCUUAAGCAGUUCAGAUAGUGACUUGCUUGAAUCUUCUUCUGAGGCUUUAAAAACAAUUGAUGAAUUGGCCUUUAAGAUAGACCUAAGUAGCACCCCGCAUGUGAAUAUUGCGACUCGGAAUUUGGCUCUUGGAAUAUCGUCCCUGAACCCAGAGACGAAUGCAAUUUCAAAUUUUAGCAUUGGUCUUCCAAGCAAUAAUGAAUCAUAUUUCCAGAUGGAUUUUGAGAGUGAACAAGUGGAUCCACUGGCUUCUGUCAUUUUGCCUCCAAACUUACUUGAAAACUUAAGUCAAGAAGAUUCUGUAUUAGUUAGAAGAGCACAGUUUACUUUCUUCAACAAAACUGGACUUUUCCAGGAUGUGGGACCCCAAAGAAAAACCUUAGUGAGUUAUGUGAUGGCAUGCAGUAUUGGAAACAUUACUAUCCAGGAUCUAAAGGACCCCGUUCAAAUUAAAAUCAAACAUACAAGAACUCAGGAAGUGCAUCGUCCCAUCUGUGCCUUCUGGGAUUUGAACAAAAACAAAAGUCUUGGAGGAUGGAACACGUCAGGGUGCAUUGCGCACAACGAUUCAGAUGCAAGCGAGACCAUCUGCCUGUGUAACCACUUCACACACUUCGGAGUCCUGAUGGACCUUCCAAGAAGCGCCUCACAGAUCGACGCAAGAAACACGAAGGUCCUCACGUUCAUCACCUACAUCGGCUGUGGAGUAUCUUCCAUCUUUUCAGCAGCAACCCUGCUGACAUAUGUUGCUUUUGAAAAACUUCGAAGGGAUUAUCCCUCCAAGAUCCUGAUGAACCUGAGCACAGCCCUGCUGUUCCUGAACCUGACCUUCCUCCUGGAUGGCUGGGUCACCUCCUUCGGCAUGAAGGGACUCUGUGUUGCAGUGGCUGCUCUCCUCCACUUCUUCCUUCUGGCAACCUUUACCUGGAUGGGGCUGGAAGCCAUUCACAUGUAUAUUGCUUUAGUGAAAGUAUUCAACACUUAUAUUCGCCGGUAUAUUCUAAAAUUCUGCAUCAUAGGCUGGGGUUUACCUGCCUUGGUGGUGUCCAUUAUUCUGGCAAGCAAAAAUCAAAAUGAAGUCUAUGGAAAAGAAAGCUACGGGAAAGAGCAAGGUGAUGAAUUCUGUUGGAUUCAGGACCCAGUGGUGUUUUAUGUGGCCUGUGCCGGGUAUUUUGGAGUCAUGUUUUUCCUCAACGUCGCCAUGUUCAUUGUGGUGAUGGUGCAGAUCUGUGGGAGGAAUGGCAAGAGAAGCAACCGGACCCUGAGAGAAGAGGUUUUGAGGAACCUGCGCAGCGUGGUCAGCCUGACCUUCCUGCUGGGCAUGACUUGGGGUUUUGCUUUCUUUGCCUGGGGACCCUUAAAUAUAGCUUUCAUGUACCUCUUCUCCAUCUUCAACUCACUACAAGGAUUAUUUAUUUUUAUCUUCCACUGUGCAAUGAAGGAGAAUGUCCAGAAGCAGUGGAGACGACAUCUCUGUUGUGGCCGAUUCCGAUUAGCAGAUAAUUCAGAUUGGAGCAAGACAGCUACCAAUAUCAUCAAGAAAAGCUCUGACAAUCUGGGAAAAUCUUUGUCUUCAAGUUCCAUUGGUUCUAACUCAACCUAUCUUACAUCCAAAUCUAAAUCCAGCUCUACCACCUAUUUCAAAAGGAACAGCCACACCGACAGUGCUUCCAUGGACAAGUCCUUGUCAAAACUGACCCAUGCUGAUGGAGAACAAACAUCAAUCAUCCCUGUCCAUCAGGUCAUUGAUAAGGUCAAGGGUUAUUGCAAUGCUCAUUCAGAUAACUUCUAUAAAAACAUCAUCAUGUCAGACACCUUCAGCCACAGCACAAAAUUUUAAUGUCUUUAAUAUAAGAAAAAGGAAAAUCAGUUUCCAGAAGUGUGAAGAUCUGCAUGCAGUGUAAACCAUGACUAGCAGAUAUAAAUGUGCUAUUACCUAGGUAACUGCAUACAGAUGAGGGGUGUGCUUUGUUAAGAAGGCUUUUGUGAAAUUUACAAUUCAUCAUUUCAGUAUAUUUCUUCCAAGGGGGACUUUCCAUAAUCAGUGAACUUCAGUACUGAGAGCAAUAUGACUCAGUAAGCCAGGGAGAUAUUAUUUUUUGAAUGUAUGAUUGAAUCAAACUAAUCAGAACUCAGGGGAAGGUACUAAAAUUAGACAACAGGGGAGGGAACAAAGCCAAGGACAAACUCUAGUUUAGAUUCAUCUACCAACCUCCUGGUGAGGCCUGGAUGUAGCCAUUUUUAUAUCAUCUUUCUCAACAAUCAGAAGUGUAAUAAUAUUUGUAACAGUUUUGGAUGCCAACAGAUUUCUUCCAGAGCUACUUUCUGUGAAUGCAUCAGCAUUUUUUUUCUUUUUCAAUGAAAUUUCAACCACAAAUAGAAAAAAAAUGCUUAAUAUUUGACCCUAAGAGUAAAAGGGAUUUUUUUAAUAUCAAAUAUAUAACUUUCAUAACUACAACACACCCUGGAAAGAAAGUUUUCCCAAGAUAUUAUCCAAGUUAAUAGAAGGCUGUGUGAAUUUCUGUGUUCCAUUCAAGACAGAAAGCUUAAGCCUCGUUAUUAACUAUAAUUGAAUCCCAUGCAUUUAAGUAUGGCUUGGUGAUGACAUUCCAUUAACAGGGCCUCCUGUGGUUGUUUAACAAUGAUACUGUUCCCCCUUUACUGUAUAUUGAGCCCAUAGGCUCAUGGGGUAGAGGAGAUUUUCUGUUAGUCACACUGUAACAAGUCCUUUUAGGAUACACACAUUUGAGAUGUUGUGGUCCUGUCCUUGCUCUAAUGACUUUUAAGAUAUUUCCAGUUAAGUAAAUGAAGGCCUCUCUCUUCCCCUACUGAGAAUUUUGUUCCAAGGAAUAUAAACUCAGACAUGUGGAUAUCUCAAUUAAUUAAAAUAAUUUAUUGUGUGGAUCUACAACUGCUAGUCUAAAAUCUAUUUGUACUGAGUCCUCUGAUGAUAACAUAGAAGAGCCUGAGGAGGUCUGGCAAGAUAGAUGGUGUUGUGUUUAUGGAUCAGCCUGAUGCAUAAAAGUCAUGCCUAAUAUCACACAGCUUACCUAACUCUCAAAGCAUCCUAAGGAAUGCAUGCUUGUAAUGAGGGUAGAGGAGACCACAGCUUAAUUGUUAAAUUAUGGAGUCUUAUCCAGUUUCUUAGCAAUAGGCCUCAGUGCAAGCUGGGUCUUAACAGCUUUCUGAAUUCUCUGAGAGGUAUCAGGUUUAGGGAAGCAGCAGUUAAGUGAGGAGGAAAGGAGGGAUUUGGGCAGAGCCUGUUGGCUCAAAAAAAAGGCCAGAACUGAACCCCUAGGGCCUUUACCUUCUAUACAGAAAGCAGAUAGCCCUUGUUCUUAGAUGUAGGAUGACAUGCAGGCUAUGCAGAGACUCAAGGAGCCUCUUUGGCUAAGCUUUAGUCAUGAAGCUAGUCAAGCUCAAAAGGAUAAUGAGAGAGUUUGGUGGUGAAUUGUUACUACUGUUCCAUUUUGCAGCAACCUGGAACACCAUCUUGGCAGAAAAGAGCUGAGUCCAGGCUGGCUUUCACAGGGGAGAGGGGCAUUUAGGAGAAAAAGACAGUAAACCUUAAGUCACUGAGAUUCACAACAGUAGAGCCAAAUCCUUUUCUGUAGGCAUAUAUUAACAGGCUGUGUAUUGUGCCAGAAUUUACAUAUAGAUGAAAAUUAAUCUUAAAUCAUCACUGAAUAUUCAUAUGCUUCCCCCAAACCUUAGACAUUCAUGAUAGAGUUUAAUUAGCUUUCUACUGUGAGAUCUCUGCACAAGGUGCAUAGUUAGUUAAUAGUGAUUAAGAUAUAUCUUCAGAAAUAGCUUUGCUUUUGAUGUCUUCUCAUAUGCAUCCAGAUCUGAGAAAACAUUUUAUUUUUGUAUUUGACAACAAUGUCAGCUCCACUUUAGAAAUUUUCAAUGAGCAGGUAAGGAAAACUAUGGAGAAAUAGCUGCACAGAAACAUUUGCAAAUAGAGUUAAAAGACUGAGCCAAAUUCCACCCUCUGUUCCUUUCUCACCUUUCUUUAGCCCCUCAGAAGCUUGGGGCCACAGUCUCACUGGGGAGCCAAAAGCCACGUACACUCACCUUCCAGAAGAAUACCAAUUCAAACUCUUUAUUUUUUUUUUCUCAUUUCUCCACCUUUUUUAGCUGAAUUGUGUCAAGAGUUUAAGUUUUGAAAUAGUUGCCAUCCUUGUCACCAUUGCUUGCAUUGUAAAGCUAUUCCUUAUCUGUUGUUGGCAUAGACUCUUUUGUACAUAUUUAUUUAUUUGUGUUUACAAAUGUCAAUCUGUCUCACAUCUUAGCUUUACAUUGCUUAGUUUUAUUGUUUUAAUUAACUUUCUAUUAGAGAGACUGUGUAUAUUUUUUCUAAAAAAAAAGUUGUGACAGUUUUUCUGUAGCAAUACCUUUGAACAUGAUGGAUGAAAGUGACUGUGAGUACAAUUUGGAAAUAAUUAGAAGAAGCUACUGCAGCCAAUGUGUGGAUUUACUUCAAUGGAAAAUGUUUUUUCAAAUAAAUACUUAUAUUGUUCAUGUUCCAAA
Messenger RNA from Marmota monax (woodchuck), 7007 nucleotides. RefSeq names its product adhesion G protein-coupled receptor G6 (gene Adgrg6). Gene Ontology annotation, biological process: cell surface receptor signaling pathway; adenylate cyclase-activating G protein-coupled receptor signaling pathway; myelination in peripheral nervous system. The transcript is spliced from 25 exons. Bases 556 to 4317 code for a protein of 1253 amino acids. Gene Ontology annotation, cellular component: membrane. NCBI's taxonomy places the organism in Eukaryota, Metazoa, Chordata, Mammalia, Rodentia, Sciuridae. Gene Ontology annotation, molecular function: laminin binding; G protein-coupled receptor activity. The record is from RefSeq and is a predicted model, not a curated record.